This is a messenger RNA of Trichoderma asperellum CBS 433.97, 771 nucleotides long. RefSeq lists its product as uncharacterized. Gene Ontology annotation, molecular function: alcohol dehydrogenase (NAD+) activity. Lineage: Eukaryota; Fungi; Ascomycota; Sordariomycetes; Hypocreales; Hypocreaceae. The record is from RefSeq and is a predicted model, not a curated record. Gene Ontology annotation, cellular component: cytoplasm.
AUGUCUUCCAAUACCAACAUCCUCAUAACAGGCGCUAAUCGCGGUAUUGGCAGAGGGCUCGUCACUGCAUACCUCGCAGUGCCUAAUACUACAGUGGUAGCCACCGUCCGCGACCCUUCUCACUCCACGGCAAAGUCCCUUCAAUCACUUUCAAAAGCUGCUGGGUCUAGGCUUGUUGUCAUCAAAAUCGAUGUCUCAUCUACAGAAUCUAUAGGCUGCGGCAUAAAGUCGUUGGUAUCGACUCAUGAUGUCCACACUCUUGAUGUUGUUAUUGCAAACGCUGGCAUUGCUGGAAUGUCGGCCUCCUUGUCCUUAACUCCGGUCUCAGAACUCCAAAGCUUUAUCGAUGUCAAUGCGUACGGACAGCUUGAACUUUUCAAAGCUGUGGCUCCUCUCUUACGCUCCUCUCAAGUAUAUGACAAGGGAAAAUUUGUUCUCAUUUCAAGUGCAGGUGGUAGCCUCACUACAAUGAAUACCAUCCUUCCGCUAGCAGGCUACGGAGCGAGCAAAGCUCUAGCAAACUUUCUGUUCAGGUGGCUAGCACUUGAGAAUGAGAAUGUGCUGAUUUGGGCACAACAUCCUGGUAUGGUGGCCUCAGACAUGGGGCAAGCGGGAUUUGAUGCUGCCAAAGAAAUUGGGAUUGACCUCUCAGCGCACGCAAUCUCGGUCGAAGAGAGCGCGCAAGCAAUAAAGAAAAUGGUUGACCGCUCUACUGUUGAGAAUACGCAUGGAAAGUUCUUUGGACCAGACGGCUCAGAAUUACCUUGGUAG